This is a messenger RNA of Closterium sp. Yama58-4, 2019 nucleotides long. Lineage: Eukaryota; Viridiplantae; Streptophyta; Zygnematophyceae; Desmidiales; Closteriaceae. The record is from the annotation of a GenBank genome assembly.
AUGGUUUCAGUUGACGAGGCUCAGAAGCUUGUUCUCGAGCACGCGAAACCGCUUGCAGCGGACGGCUACGCGGUGGUGGCAGCGGACGGGCCGGGCGAGUAUCCCAUCAUUGCCGAGGCGCGUGCCGGGGAUGAUGCGGCCAAUGUGGUGGUGACACCUGGCACCGUCGCUUACAUCACCACUGGAGGCCCGGUUCCCCAGGGUGCAGACGCGGUGAUUCAAGUGGAGGACACUCUUCCUGUUGACCCCUCCAGCGGCCAGAGGCGUGUGACUAUAGUGAAGGGCGCUACAGUGGGGCAAGACAUCCGCCCUGUGGGCUCGGACCUGGCAGCGGGUACGGUGGUGCUGCAGGCAGGGGAGCAGCUUGGGCCAGCGGAAUUAGGACUGCUGGCAACCGUGGGAGCAGCUCGCGUGCACGUGCACCGGCAGCCUCUAGUGGCAGUCCUCUCUACAGGCGAUGAGCUCAUAGACCCUGCACAGAAUUCCAGCGCCACUCUCCCUCGCGGCAUGAUAAGGGAUGCCAAUCGAUCCAUGCUGCUUGCUGCUGUGCGGCAACACAUAGGAGCAGCAGCAGCAGCAUCAGCAGCAUCAGGAGCAAGCUGCCCUCCCCCUAUGGAUCUGGGGAUAGCAGCGGAUACAGAGGAGGCAGUGACAGCAGCAUUUGAGCGAGCACUAGCAGCGAGGGUGGAUGUGGUGGUGGCGUCUGGAGGGGUGUCCAUGGGCGAUAGGGACUUUGUCAAGCCGCUGCUGGAAAGGCUUGGCACUGUGCAUUUCGGGCGGGUACACAUGAAGCCGGGAAAACCGCUCACCUUUGCAACCAUCGAAACCCCUUCAGAUAAGACGGACGGCGCCACCCAGCCGCACCGAACGAUUGUUUUCGGGCUGCCCGGGAAUCCGGAGUUAAUGCACCGCACUGCAUCCCAUUGCACACCUCUUCCUCCCCCAUCCACCAGGGUGCAGGCCCACAUCUCCUCUGCUCUCCGCCUCGAUCCAGAGCGCCCAGAGUACCACCGGGCGUCCCUCCGCUGGGAACCCAACGUACCUGCUGCCCUCGCCUCCCCUACUGCUGCUGCCUCAGCUGCUACGUCUAUUCCUCCCUCCUCCGCCGCUGUCUCUGGGUUCAUAGCGGACAGCACAGGCAGGCAGAUAAGCAGCCGGCUCCUCUCCAUGCGCUCAGCGCACUGCCUGCUUGAGCUACCCCAGGCAACCGGUUCCCUCGCUGCUGGCUCUCUUGUCUCGGCGCUGUUGCUGCCAGAUGCUGCUGCGUGCCUGGCAGUUCCUGGGAUGGCAGUGGGGAGGACGGAAGGAGGGGGGCCUCAAAGCGCUGCUGCUUCUGCCCCUGCUGUUGCUGCUGCUGCUGCUUCCUCUCCUUCUCCUGCCGGUUCUGCUGCCUCCACUGUGGGUGCGGGUGUGCGGGUGGCGAUUCUGACUGUCAGUGACACGGUGGCAGCAGGCCUAGCAGCAGACGCCAGUGGUCCCAGGGCAGUGCAGGCAGUGCAGAUACUGCUGCCAGCAGCAGCAGUGGUGGCGACAGCUGUCGUUCCAGACGACCCAGACAAGAUAGCAGCGCAGGUCAAGGCGUGGGCAGAUGGGGAAGAAAUUUCUGCGUCAACUGAUGGGAGCACUGGUGCUGCUGCUGCUGCUGAUGGGGGCAGUAGUGGUAGAGUUGGUGCUACUGUUGGAGCAGUGGAUGUGAUUAUAACGACAGGAGGCACAGGGUUCUCUCCCCGGGAUGUCACCCCUGAGGCUUGUGCACCGCUCUUCCACCGCUCUGCACCGGGCCUCACCCAUGCCAUGCUGCAGGAGAGCCUCAGGAUCACCCCCUUUGCCAUGCUCUCGCGCAUGGCUGCAGGAAUUCGGGGUUCCACUCUGAUCCUGAACCUGCCCGGAAACCCCAACGCGGUGUCAGAAUGCCUGGCUGCUCUCAUGCCGGCUCUGCCCCAUGGGCUGAAGCAGCUGAAAGGGGACAAGCGGGAGAAGCAUCCACGCCACACGCCCCACCCUGGCAUAACCAAGUGA